This is a messenger RNA of Rubroshorea leprosula, 1123 nucleotides long. NCBI's taxonomy places the organism in Eukaryota, Viridiplantae, Streptophyta, Magnoliopsida, Malvales, Dipterocarpaceae. The record is from the annotation of a GenBank genome assembly.
ACACCAGAAAGAGAUAAUUCAAGUUUCCAAGUGGUGGAAGGACCUCGGUUCGGCUGAGGAGUGGCCGUUUGCAAGGGACCAACCAACAAAAUGGUAUUUGGAGUCCUCGGUAUGCCUUACAGAUCCAAGCUUAUCAGACCAAAGGAUUGAGCUCACAAAAUCUAUUUUCCUGAUUUAUUUAAUUGAUGACAUCUUUGAUCUUCAUGGGACACUUGAUGAACUCACGCUCUUCACUCAAGUUGUCAAUAGAUGGGAUUAUACAGACAUGGACCAACUGCCAGACUACAUGAAGACAUGUUUCAAGACUCUUUGUGACAUAACUAAUGAAAUCAGUCACAAGGUUUACAAGGAGCAUGGAUGGAACCCAAUUGAUUCCCUAAGGAAAACGUGGGCGAGUUUAUGCAACGCAUUUCUGGUAGAAGCAAAAUGGGUUGCUUCACGGUUGCUCCCAAAGCCUGAUGAAUACUUGAAGAAUGGAAUACUUAGUUCCGGAGUGCAUGUGGUGCUAGUGCACACUUUCUUUCUGUUGGGUCUAGGUUUUACCAAGGAAAAUGUGGAGCUAUUAAACAACAAUCCAGGCAUAAUAUCAUCCACGGCGUUACUUUUUCGACUCUGGGACGACCUGGAUGAGAAACCCGAUGGCCAAGACGUAUCUUAUGUGGACUGCUACAUAAAGGAACAUCAAGGCGUCACAGUAGAAGAUGCAAGAAAGCAUGUUAUGCAAAUGAUUUCAAAGGCCUGGAAGCAGCUGAACAAGGAGUGCCUCUCUCCAAAUCCAUUUCCUGCAUCAUUCAUAAAGGCUUCCCUCAAUAUUGCAAGAAUGAUUCCUCUCAUGCACAGUAAUGAUGCGAACCCGUUCCUUCCAAGUGUGGAGGAGUACAUGAAAUCCGUUCUAUAUUGAAGAAAAACUUCGACAGGAAAUAGCAAUCAGUGAACAUGUUAAAUGCCAACUCAUAGUGUCUUUAUGUACCAAGCUACUCCUUUCUCUUUAUUUUUCCCAUCUAGCUGAAACCGUUAGCUUCUCCAGGUAUUAGAAUAAGAGUGGUUAUCUUCAAAUAAAGCAACAAGAACAUCAAAUCUGUGGAAAGAAGAGUAGUUCAAGUAAUAAAAUCUAAGUAGCAAC